This is a messenger RNA of Ctenopharyngodon idella (grass carp), 3524 nucleotides long. Its product is annotated as protein mono-ADP-ribosyltransferase PARP15-like. Gene Ontology annotation, molecular function: NAD+ poly-ADP-ribosyltransferase activity; transcription corepressor activity. Gene Ontology annotation, cellular component: cytoplasm; nucleus. The transcript is spliced from 7 exons. Gene Ontology annotation, biological process: negative regulation of gene expression. The record is from RefSeq and is a predicted model, not a curated record. The coding region runs from base 797 to 1789 and encodes 330 amino acids. NCBI's taxonomy places the organism in Eukaryota, Metazoa, Chordata, Actinopteri, Cypriniformes, Xenocyprididae.
AUCAGGGUGUCCUUCAAAUGACAGAGUGGCAGGAUCUCAAAAAACAAUUGCAAAAAUCAUUCAAUACAUCCAAAAAUAUAUCUGUGUUUGUGAAUCUUUCACAGAGAGACAAAGUAAUAGUGACUGGAUUCAGAGAUCCAGUGAUGGAGGUCAGUGAGAGCUUAGGAAGUUUCAUUCUAGAACACACUAAAAUUGAAGAAACGGUUUGUGUAAAAUCACAUGCAGCAGCUGAAUUCAUAAAAGACAGAAAAUCACAAGACUGGCAGCAUUUAAUGAAGUCUGUUGAGGUGAAAAUGAAUUUUGAUUCAAAGAGACCCUGGAUCAAACUGUCUGGAGAGCGAGGAUUUGUCCGGCCAGCUAUGACUUUCUUUAAAGGGUUGGCAGAUUCUCUCCACACGGACACACACAUCAUUAAAAAGGCAGGAGCAAAGAAGUACUUCAAGGAACAGGGUAAAAUGAUGCUCUCAAUGCUGUUGAAGGAAAAAAGAUUUGUGGUGGUGCUCCAGGAAGAUGACAUGCUGGAACAGGAAGAGGAUGUUUUUUUCCCAGGGCACCUUGGCAGAGUCUCCACUUCUUUUCUUGGUAUGGACUCUAUGCAAGUAUAUGGUCAAAAUCAAAGAGAAAAAGUAGUGGUCAGUAAAUUUAAAGACGUUUUUGGGGGGAGAAAUUCAGAAUCUCCCAGAAAUGAAGAGUUUGAGAUCGUGGGUGAGGAAAUUGAGCCAGCUGUGUUCCAACUGUGUGGAGAGACACCAGAGGACCUAAGGGAAGCCAAGGAUAUGAUCCACAGCUUCAUAGUAUGCUUAUGAGCAUCUCAAUCCGUGAUCCAGCCAUUGCUUAUUUCACCAAGGAGGAUGUAGAAAUGCUGAUAGGCAUGCAGAGGGAGUUCACAGUCAGUGUCCAACUUGAGAGGAAAAACCAAGACUCUGUCAUCACAUUGGAAGGCCUGACAAGAGACGUUCACAGUGCAGAGAGACGUAUUCAGGACAUGAUCCGCAAGGUGGAAAGAAAUGAAAACCAAAGAUGCCACCUCAAAAACUUUGAUAUGUUGACAAAUUAUGAGCCUGAACAGGCCUAUCAGAAGAGACAGCCUUCAGGUAGAAUCAGUAUUAAUAAAGGAGGACAUGUGAACUUUUUGCCAAUGAAAACAGCCAUAAAAGGGAGCGUGAGACCGAACAGAGUAGAUUUGCAAGAUGCAGCUCAAAGUUCUUUGCCUUCACACUGGGAGGACAUGAAAGGAAAGCCAGUUGUUCUAAAACUCAGAGUAGGCUCAAAGGAAUAUGCAGAAGUGGAGAAAGAGUUUAGAAGAACCAGUCUAACUUCUAACAUCAUUGAAAUUGAAAGAGUUCAGAACAGAGCACUUUGGAAAAACUACAUGAUCAAAAAGGAGGAACUGGAAGACAAAAACAAGCACAAAAACAAUGAAAAGCGUCUCUUCCACGGAACUGGCCCUGAUAACACAGAUCAGAUCAACCAUCACGGCUUCAAUCGCAGCUUUGCUGGGAUACAUGGAGCCAUGUAUGGAAAUGGGACAUAUUUUGCUGUGGACCCGAGUUACGCAGCUCGAGGCUACUCUAAAUCUGAUAUCAACGGACAUAAAUACAUUUAUCUCGCCAGGGUGCUUGUCGGUGAUUUCACUCAAGGAAAACAAGGCUUUCCUGUUCCCCCUCCAAAGAGCUUCAAUAGUGCUGAUCUCUAUAACAGUGUGACUGACAACAUCAACAACCCAUCAAUGUUUGUGAUUUUCAAUGAUGUACAGGCUUACCCAGAAUACUUAAUCACCUUCAAGUAAAGAUUAUGUAAUAUCAGUUUCUGUCAGCUAGUGUUUUUGCUGCUGUUUUAUGUUGAUUUGGUGAAUCUGAACACAGAGAUAAGUGUAAUAUUUAUGUCUAUCAUAAUGCUCAUAAAUCAUAAAAACUGAGUGAACAGUAAUUUAAUCCUGAGAAAGUCUUUGUAUAAACCCUAAUACUUUUAGACUGUCCGCCCUUUUUAGCUACUGAUUUUUAAAAGGAAGCUGUCUUAACUCUGAGAUGGUGAAUGGGAACAUGGUUUGGAUAACAUUAGUAACACAUUAUUAGCUGUUUGAUAACAGUCAACCCAAAGGCUAAUCACAUCAAUUACUGUUAUGUGUCUCAACACUGUAGAGAACGAUACAUAAAACGCAUUACGAUUCUGAUACAUCGACUUGUAGAUGACCCUAUAUAAUUCACUCUUCCUCUUCUUCUGAAUCGGUUUCUGGUUCAAAAAUAUAUGGCUGAAUUAAACCAGUAUUUCCACUUGCCAUUGUGCAGCAUUUACUUCAGUAAAGUUUACCAAGUGGAUCAGGUAUUCUGAGCUGGUGUGAUUGAGUGGAGGCGGGGACUAGUUUGUAUAUUUAUGGAUCCGCGUAUACUAAAUGAAGCAAGGGUGUAGAGUUACUAGUGCCAGUGUUCUGAAAUAUUUGGUGUCUGAGAUUUUCGGUGACACUGGGCGGAGCUUACAUAAAUAUUCACGAGUUUCCCGUUUCGUGUUAAAGCACCACUGAAAAUAGUAGUGCAUGGCACGCUGCUCGGAUCACAGAAUCUGUUUUCGGUAACGUAAUUGCAUGUCAGUGUUAGGAUGGCUUGAGGGUGAGUAAAUCAUGGGAUAAUUUUCAUUUCUUUAAAGAAAUGUUUGUUCCGAUUACCCCACAACAAAAAUCACGAAUGUCCUACUUUUUAUCAGUAAUGAUGUCAUCAGGAAAGAGUUGCAAAGACUUGGAUUAAUAGCAAGCCCAGUGAGAAUGAUUCCUUAAGGCUGUUAAAGAUGCGGUUGAUUAUGAUUUCUCUUUUUAAACUUUAGUUAGUGUUCUUUAUGUGUGAGCUACUCAACGAUGCAUCAAAGAGGUUUGCUGAUGCCUCUGCGACGCCUCACCGAUGCCAGAGACCAAAUAUCUAGCAUGAUAAAUAUCUGGAGCUGUCGGCCGACUCGACAUCCUGUGGUGUCAAGUGUUACGGCGAGCUACAGCCAAUAGCUGUUUCCGUCACCCUGUUUUUAUGCACAUUUUGAAGUAUCUCAACAGAAACGUGAUGUAAACACUCAUUUUCAAAAAUAAUAAUCCCCUAAUUCACAAAAAAGAUUUUACGCUCACUUGAGGUGGUUUUUGACUUUGACUGCGAAAAAGAGUUAAUGCGAGUAAUGGGAGGUGGAAAUGCAUUUGCCAAAUAAAUUCUGAGCGAACCCACGUGACUAAUCAGCUGUUUGUACUGAUGUUGUCUUUCCAACAACAACAGGUGUGCCUGGACAGAUGAGAAAACCAAAAUAUUCCUCUGUCUUAUCUUUGAAAAACAAAAAACAAAACAAAAAAACAGUGGUCCACCUCUAACAGCCCCCACCAGUCUACCCCUCACAAAACCAUCCAACCCCCUAAAACCAAAAUUCAACUACCCCUGCUGGCACACAUGAUACCAACGUGUAAUUCACAUCAUACUUAAACCUGUAGUAGGGAAUAGGCAACAAAAAGUAUGUGUUCCUUUUUCAAUCAUUUUGUAACACACUAGUGCCUCAUU